Messenger RNA from Callorhinchus milii (elephant shark), 1513 nucleotides. It is a transcript of the gene alpk2, whose product is annotated as alpha-kinase 2. Gene Ontology annotation, biological process: protein phosphorylation. Gene Ontology annotation, molecular function: ATP binding; protein serine/threonine kinase activity. The transcript has 6 exons. Bases 24 to 1166 code for a protein of 380 amino acids. The record is from RefSeq and is a predicted model, not a curated record. Lineage: Eukaryota; Metazoa; Chordata; Chondrichthyes; Chimaeriformes; Callorhinchidae.
CAGCCGCGACUACCAAAGAGCUGAUGUUGGGAGCCAGGAAGAAGGUUCAUCUGCUGAAGCCACCUAGUGAGAUCUCAGGUGCUGCCCCCGAGCCGGUCAGCCUCGUUGUGAAGGUAGAUGAUCAUCCCAAGAAGGAAGCUGUGAAGCGCUUAUGUUUGUCCCCCGUCAGACAGGGGACAGUCCUGUCGGAGACGUGUUCCUCAGCAGAGAAAGAAAAUUUCACUGAAGACAUCACGGCAACUAAAAGGAUUUGUCAGAAGGCCGGUGAGGAGGCUACUCAACACAACGAUUACCAGGAGCUCAGAAAAGCACUGCAGCCUCAGCAGGAAGUGCAGAAAGGCGGGGAGGAGAUUGAGCUGCUGCAACUCACAGUUGAAAAGGAGCUCACAACCCAAUGUAACUUUGGUGGCCAGAUGUGGGGUAGGAUUGCGACAGACGAAGUCCAUUUUGGUGAAGGUUUGCACCGCAAGGCAUUUCGGACUACAGUUAUCUGUGGCCUUUUACCUCUGUUUGAUUCCGGGCACAGCUGUGUGUUAAAAAUUCACAACACCAUUGCAUACGGGACCAAAUCAAACAACGAUCUCAUCGAGCUGAACUAUAAGUUAGCAGUACAGGAGUGCCAAGUGCAGAACACUGCUCGGGAAUACGCCUGUGGAUUUGCAGCAGAGGGGAUGUUACUAGAUAACUUUGGAGAUGGUCCUGAGGUCAUUCCCAUCUAUCUGAUCCACCGGACGGCCAACAUCAUUCCCUAUGCCACGGUGGAGGAGGAGCUGAUCGGGGACUUUGUGAAGUAUUCGGUGAGGGACGGCAGGGAGCUGAACGUGGGCAGAAAGGUGUCUGAGGCCGGUCAGAAAUGCUGCACCUUCCAGCACUGGGUGUAUCAGAGGACUGAUGGAAACCUCCUUGUGACUGAUAUGCAAGGUGUGGGGAUGAAGUUAACCGACAUUGGGAUUGCAACGUGUAGCAAAGGGUACAAAGGAUUUAAAGGGAACUGUUACAUCUCCUUCAUUGAGCAGUUCAAAGCUCUCCACCAGUGUAAUCAGUAUUGCAACAUGAUGGGUUUGAAGUCUCUGAAAACCAGCCAGCAGAAACCCAAAAGGACAGGCUCAGUGAAGACCCACCUGACUCACAACCAAUCCCGCACUCAACAGAGAAAAUACCGCUGACCCUACAGUCUACAUACAGACUUAAAAAAAUCUCAGCCCUCGGACACAGAGAGAAACCUUCUAAGAGAAGAACUGGCAGGAACAUCUAUAAGUCUUUUCAGCCUCCGUGAACUGGAACUACGUGAGCAGAGUGCUACACUCACAAGGUCUUAUUGUGUCCCGAGAUCCUUAGCGUCAUUUUUGGAGAGUGGUUUGUCUUCAUUUACAUUACGUGUGAAACUAUUAGUUCUGCAGUUCAGGGCUUCCAGCAUGGAGAUCUGUAAUGUCAUUUCAAACCCAGAAGGGAGAAACUGCCUGACAGGGUGGUGGAAGCAGAUUCGAUUGUAGGUUUCAAAAGGGAAUUGGAA